This is a messenger RNA of Haliotis rufescens (red abalone), 1704 nucleotides long. RefSeq lists its product as uncharacterized. NCBI's taxonomy places the organism in Eukaryota, Metazoa, Mollusca, Gastropoda, Lepetellida, Haliotidae. The record is from RefSeq and is a predicted model, not a curated record. The coding region runs from base 232 to 1047 and encodes 271 amino acids. The transcript is spliced from 9 exons.
CUUAGUGUUUACGUCUUCGUGUAUGCUAGUGAUGAAAUUGUGGUGCAAGCGGCAUGGAUCUUCAGAAGAUCUCUCUCGAAUAAUAACUCGUCAGCAAUGAACAACCACAGAUUCUCACUUUACUGUAGACUGCACUGUUGACACAACAUAUACCGUGUAGGUUUUCGCUGAAGGAGUCUGAACUCGCAAUCAGCUAGCAUCGGUAACUCCCAGCGCAGUUAAUCGCCGAAGAUGUCGAAGAAGGAUUUUGUCAUCAACGAAUAUGUCAAGGAGGUUCUGCAAGACGAAAUGUCAAGAAGUGAUGCAUUUUUGACUGAAGAUGAUUUAAAGGCUCUCUUGGUUGAGGAUGAAGAUGAUGAAUAUAGAGCAAGGGAGACAAUUAUUGGCUAUCCCACCUACCCACUGUACCGUGAGCUGGGCAACAUGUUGACAAUAUGGAUGCAGGAAAAAUAUUGUCCUGCCUUGAACCUGCCCAAAUAUGACUUGCUGGAUGAGAAAACGUAUGCAGAGUCGAGGAACGCCAUGAUUGCCUCCAUCACCCCUCUACUGGAGGGACUGAAGACACUGUGGACGCUGUGGGGGCGGGAGGAGAUCAAGUACCGGGUCCGCGAGGUCCUCCUGUUGUUGGGGAAGCGUGGGAUGUUGGACCUUUUCGGAAUCAGGAAGACGGUGGGAACAAAGGAAAUAUGGCCGGUGUCCAAACAGACGUUACUCAAAUCUUUCAAGGAAAAACACUCGCCCAACUCGGAGCUGUCGGUGGGAGCGAGAGCGCUGGCCAAACAUUUCCACCGAGACAACAGCAUCUCCUGGUGGGGCACCAGUACUGGGACUGAGAAGGACAAGAACGAGCACGCCCUGAUGACUCUCAACAAGAUCAUGACCAACGCAACCUGGAUCAACAUCCACUGGCUGCCUCAUGACGUCAUCAUAGUGGAAAUGAGACAAGAGAAUGGUUAUGGAGCCAGAUGGCUGGCUGAUGGCUCAAUGUUCCGGGGAUUCCUGGAGCCGCAGAUGGUGGACGGACAUGAAGUCGGAUGGAGACACUGAGAUGCAGCAUUGAUGUACACUGCUCACUGUUUGCUAGGGAUAGUGAUAAAACCUUGAUCAGCAGCACAUUGGGAUUUGCGAUUUACACUAACGUGACUUUCUAGGUUAUUCAUUAGUUUACAAAUAUAAGAAUGAAUUUACAAAGAAAAAAAUAAUAUAUUAUUUACAUGUUUCUUAAGAUCAUACUGUUCAGAGGUACCUCUACCUCUGGAUAGUAUGAUCCACCUCCAGAGAGUAUGAUCUUCUGGACAGUAUGAUCUACCUCUGGAAAGUAUGAUCUGCUUCUGGAUAGUAUGAUCUGCUUCUGGAUAGUAUGAUCCACCUCUUGAUAGUAUGAUCCACCCCUAGAGGGUAUGAUCUUCUGGACAGUAUGACCUUUCUCUGAAUAGUAUGAUCUGCUUUUGGACAGUAUGAUCUGCCUCUAGAUAGUAUGAUCCACCUCUAGAUAGUAUGAUCUAUGUCUCGAGUAUAAUGGUGACACAAGACACUGGGGACUAAGUAGUCAAAGACACCACAACUUAUUAGUUAUUCCUCUUGCGAGUGUAGCAGAAAUCCAAUUCUGAAAUGUGUAAAUGAAUAUGUUUUGAUGAACCAAUACGGAUAGUAUGGUACUAUACUACUGGCUUGGGAAUUGCCAUGUGCUGCAAUGAAGUUGAC